CCCCUGCAGCCCUCUCCUCCUCCUUCUCCUUCUCUCACACCCCCUGCCCGUCUGACCGUGGUGGGGGCACAGGUUUGCUGAUCUCUCCCUCCUGGAAAUUCUCUGUUCUCCUCCUCUCUCACCUCUCUAUCUCUACCUUUGAAUACCACUCUGUCUCAGUCACCUAUCCUGUUAACUUGUAUAUUGUUGUUAUCUAUCACCCUCCAGGGCCCCUGGGAAGCUUCCUCGAUGAGCUCGACACCCUGCUCAGCUCCUUCCCAGAGGAUGACCUCCGCUCUCUCUCUCCCUCCUCUCUCGCUUCUAGUGUCACUGCUUCACUCCCCCCUCUUGAAUCCUUCUCCAACCUACCCACUGACUCUGCAUCCUCCGCUCUGUCUUCCUCGCUCUCCUCAGCACUUGACUCUCUCUGUCCUCUAGUCUCCAGGCCGGCACGCUCGUCCCCUCCCAGUCCGUGGAUGUCUGACCCCCUCCGAACCAACCGGGCCAGCCUACGUGCAGCAGAGAGGAAGUGGAGGAAAUCCAUGGCUCAAUCUGACCUGUCUGCCUACCAGUCUCUGCUAGCUGCAUUUUCUACUGCUGUAACCUCUGCCAAAAUUAAUUAUUAUCAAACAAAAAUUCAUAAAUCUGCCUCUAACCCUCAUCAACUGUUCUCCAUUUUAUCUUCUCUCCUCAGCACUCCUCCUCCCCCACCUCAGUCCUCCCUUGCUGCAGAUGACUUUGCGGUUUUCUUCGAUGAGAAGAUUGCAGACAUCCGCAGCUCCUUCACGUCCACCGCCACCCUUCCCCACUCCCCCCUCUCUGUUCCCUCCCCUUGUUUCUCCAUUUUCUCUCCCCUAACUGACUCUGAUGUUUCCCAGCUCCUACUCUCCCACCGCCCUACCACCUGUGCUCUUGACCCUAUCCCUUCCUCUCUCCUCCAGACUAUCACACCUGACACCCUCCCGUUUGUCACCUCCCUUGUGAACUCCUCCUUGUCUUCUGGAUGUUUCCCCUCUUCCUUCAAGCUGGCCCACAUCACCCCACUGCUGAAAAAGCCCACUCUGGAUCCCUCCGUCAUCCAGAACUACCGUCCUGUUUCUCUUCUCCCUUUUUUAUCCAAAACAAUUGAACGAGCUGCUUCUAACCAACUCUCCUCUUUUCUCUUGCUGAACAACCUCCUAGACCCCCACCAGUCCGGCUUCAGACCUGGCCACUCGACAGAGACCGCACUCCUCUCGGUCUCUGCUCGCAUCUCUGCUUGCCUGAGGGACAUCCAGAGCUGGAUGGAUAACCACCAUCUUAAGCUGAACCCAGGGGACACCGUGGUGUCAUCAUCACCCACCGCAAAAAACCUUGGAGUGGUGAUGGACAACAGACUGUCCCUCUCCCAGAACAUCACGGCGGUGAGUCAAACGUGCAGGUUCUUCCUGUACAACAUCCGGAGAAUCCGCCCCUUCCUCACCACCUACGCAACCCAGCUCCUGGUUCAAGCGAUGGUCCUGUCCCGCCUGGACUACUGCAACUCACUACUGGCUGGUCUGCCAGCAUCCGCCAUCAGACCCCUGCAGCUCAUCCAGAAUGCUGCAGCACGUCUGGUCUACAACCUCCCCAGACAUUCCCAUGUCACCCCCCUGCUCACUGACCUCCACUGGCUGCCUGUUAUGGCACGCAUCAAAUUUAAGACCUUGGUGCUUGCAUACCAGGCAGCUAAGGGGUCAGCACCAGGGUACAUCCAGAGGAUCAUCAGACCCUACACACCAGCCAGACCUCUCCAUUCUGCCACCUCUGGACGCUUGGCACCUCCCCCUCUUCGCGUCUGUACUUCCCGCUCCCGUCUGCUGUCUGUCCUGGCCCCUCGCUGGUGGAAUGACCUCCCCGUGGCGGUCAGAACAGCAGAGAAUCUUACCACCUUCAAACGCAGACUGAAGACUCAUCUCUUCAGGCUGCACCUCUCCCCACCCCUCCCUAGCCUAUAGUUUAGCUCACUGUACCUAGUUAGGAUAAUAUGAUUACGUUAGUGUAUUUGGCAGGAUUGUUGUUGUUUUUGUCUGAUUAGGCAAAUGUGAUUCCAGUGCUAGUUUGUACUUGGUAGGAUUCUUGUUUGCUGAACAGCUUACUCUACAGGGUUGGAGUCCUGAUCAAUGUGGUCACUUCUGGCACUACGAUCCUUACUUCACUCUAGUGUUUCUUUUGCACCUCUACAUCGUGAACCAAUGCACUUGUUGUACGUCGCUCUGGAUAAGAGCAUCUGCUAAAUGCCUGUAAUGUAAUGUAAUGUAAAAAGCCACACCAAAAGAUUCCGCCGGCUCCACUGUACCCCAUUCCAGUGGUUGGGGGGGUGUUUGAAAGAGUUCUUGUUGAUUGUGUGGGCCCAUUGCCACAGACUAAGUCUGGUAAUCAGUACCUGCUCACCAUAAUGUGUGUUGCUACUCAUUUUCCUGAGGCGAUACCUUUGCGGAAGAUAACCGCACCGGUCGUUGUUAAGGCGCUCGUUAAAUUAUUUUCGCUGUUUGGUCUCCCCAAGUCUAUUCAGUCUGACCAGGGGACCAAUUUCUUGUCCAAUAUUUUUGCACAGGUACUCGACCAAUUAGCAAUUAAACCUUUUCCCUCCAGUGCUUACCAUCUGGAGUCGCAAGGGGCGCUUGAGCGAUUUCAUCAGACGCUCAAGUUUAUGCUUCAUUGCUGACUCAAUUCAACACAAAAGUAAUAUCAAUACGGACAACCUUUGAAAUAUAAUAAAGUUUAUUGAAUACAAAGUA
Molecule: messenger RNA, 2738 nt
Organism: Anguilla rostrata (American eel)
Lineage: Eukaryota; Metazoa; Chordata; Actinopteri; Anguilliformes; Anguillidae
Exons: 3
Coding region: 456-1955 (499 amino acids)
Source: RefSeq, a predicted model, not a curated record